UAUAAAUUAUUGUAUUAUUAUCUGCCGGCUGAAAUGAUCAUGAUCACACUGCGUGUUCAACUAAAAUAGAGGUUUUUCUAAUUAUUCGUGACGUGUAAUCAAAUAAGCUGAUUCUAUACUUAUUGGGGUGCGUUAAACAUUACAAGUUUUCUAAGAAAGAGUUACUUUUAUUGAAAAACAGUGUAAUGUUUAGAUCCUUGUUCAGCUCCUUGAUAACUCAGGCCAGCUGUCAAGAGGGGGCUGGUUAUUUAAAAAGGGCUGACUCAGACCGACUUUAUGAAAUAUUUCUAAGGUAUGCGACCGUAGAAAGGAAUGGUGAGAAGCACAUCACUAGUGAGGACUUCGUUCGGAAAUUCCUGGGAUUGUUUGCCGAAGAUGACUUCAACAAGGAAUCCGUCAAGCUCAUCGCCGGCAUCGUGGAUAUGGACAAGGAUGGAUACAUCUCGUUCUCGGAGUUUCAAGCAUUCGAAGGUCUGCUGUGCGUACCGGACGCGCUGUAUAAAACCGCAUUUCAACUCUUCGACACAAAUGGCAAUGGGCUCGUUGCUUUUGACGAAUUCGCAGAGGUCAUGCGCAAGACAGUCCUACACAAGAAACUCCCAUUCAACAUGGAGAGUACUUUCGUGCGGCUCUACUUCGGCAAGGAUAAGAAGCGGCUGGUAACAUAUCAGGAGUUCAGCCAGUUUCUCCACGACUUCCACGAGGAGUAUGGUGUGGAGGCGUUCAAGAAGUGUGAUAAAGAUGGCACCGGCUUCAUAACUGCUGGAGACUUUAGAGAUAUUAUGUUGACCGUUAAGAGCCAUCUAUUGACUAAGGAUUUAAAACAUAAGGUUAUAAACGCAUCUGGUUUCCCGCAAGGCGAGAGAAAAAUUAGUUUUCCUUACUACAUGGCAUUCAACUCCCUACUGAAUAACAUGGAACUGAUCAAGAGAGUGUACCUCAACGCUACCAACGGACACAGAACGCAAGAAGUCACCAAAGAAGAAUUUCUGCACUCAGCACAGAUGAUGAGUCAAAUCACACCGUUGGAAGUGGAAAUACUCUUCACAUUAUGCGAUAUGAUUCAUCAUACAAACAAUCGAAUCAUAUACAAUGAUCUCAACUCUAUCACCCCCGAGCAGUACUUCAAACAAGUCACUCGAAGAGUUGCUGAAAUCAGAGCGGUCUCGAGUCCGGAGGAGCGCAGUUUCCUUAUACAAAUCUUGGAAAAUACUUAUAGGUUUACACUUGGUUCCAUCGCUGGAGCUGUCGGUGCGUCUGCGGUAUACCCCAUUGACUUAGUGAAAACGAGAAUGCAGAACCAGCGCACCGGUUCAUUCGUCGGUGAGGUGGCGUACCGGAACUCUUUGGAUUGUUUCCGGAAAGUUAUCCGGCACGAAGGAUUCUUUGGGCUCUACAGAGGUCUGGUCCCUCAGUUGAUAGGAGUGGCUCCAGAAAAGGCCAUUAAACUUACGGUCAAUGACUUUGUCCGUGACAAACUCAUGGACAAGAAAGGGAAUAUUCCGCUUUAUGCAGAAAUUCUAGCUGGCGGCUGUGCCGGCGCCUCCCAAGUAGUAUUUACCAAUCCACUAGAGAUUGUGAAGAUUCGUCUCCAAGUGGCUGGGGAGAUCGCGACCGGCAGUAAGGUCCGCGCGUGGAACGUUGUCAAGGACCUCGGACUAUUCGGACUGUACAAGGGCGCGAAAGCCUGCCUUCUAAGGGACGUGCCCUUCAGCGCUAUAUACUUCCCGGCUUAUGCUCAUGUUAAGGCGAAGUUUGCGGAUGAUAAUGGAUAUAAUCACCCACUGACAUUGCUUGCGGCCGGUGCUAUCGCCGGUGUCCCGGCAGCCUCCCUCGUCACACCUGCUGACGUCAUCAAGACGCGACUACAGGUAGUUGCGCGGUCAGGACAAACGACUUACAAUGGCGUAUUUGACGCCGCUAGGAAAAUUUACGCCGAGGAAGGCGCCAGAGCUUUCUGGAAGGGUGCAUUAGCGCGCGUGUUCCGCUCCUCGCCGCAGUUCGGCGUGACGCUGGUCACGUAUGAAAUAUUGCAGCGUUUGUUCUACGUCGACUUUGGUGGAUCUCGGCCGACGGGAUCAGAGUUACACGUAGCGACACCUAUCGAGGAAACUAAGAAGAAACCGGACCAUAUUGGCGGGUACGAAGUAGCCAUGCCAGUCCUCACCGGCUUGGAGACGAAGUUCGGCAUCUCAUUACCAAGGUUCUCAAGCUCUAGGACACAGUAAUAAAUACAUAUUAUCCAUAGACACGUUGAAUCUCUAAUGGACCUCAUUUGUCUAUUCAUGAUUUGUCUCUUUCUUGUACAGCUUGAUAGAGGGAAACAAAACAUUCUAACAUCAAAAGAAGGUUUAUUAGACGUUUAACAGUUAUGUAUAAUAUAGUUAGAAAUAUUAAUAAGGUUCAGUUGAACUAAAGGAGCUUUUUUUAAAUAAAUUGAGAAUACGCUAAGCGUUUCUCACUGAGAAUAUUGGAAAACGAGUUGUACUCGUAUUUUGAGAAUUAUUGAAGAGUAUAAAUUUUCCAACACGGCUUAAUUUAAGGCACCUCGCUCAUUUUAAAUCUAAUUAUUUUCAAAGCAAUAACAUCCUUGUGUUUAAUAAAUUAUUUGAUUAUUAAAUAGCAAUCGUCGCUCCGAUUUAACAGUUAUAUAAUAUAUAUACUAACUACUAGUAAGUAUAUAUAUACUGUAUAUUUCUCAAAACAAAGACAGCAUAUAGCCUGUUGGCAAAUAUAACGUGUUAUAUUCCUAUAAAUUCGAUAAUAAGAUUUAU
This is a messenger RNA of Achroia grisella, 2774 nucleotides long. RefSeq names its product calcium-binding mitochondrial carrier protein Aralar1 (gene aralar1). The transcript has 14 exons. Gene Ontology annotation, molecular function: L-aspartate transmembrane transporter activity; L-glutamate transmembrane transporter activity; calcium ion binding. Lineage: Eukaryota; Metazoa; Arthropoda; Insecta; Lepidoptera; Pyralidae. The coding region runs from base 186 to 2228 and encodes 680 amino acids. The record is from RefSeq and is a predicted model, not a curated record. Gene Ontology annotation, biological process: L-glutamate transmembrane transport; aspartate transmembrane transport; malate-aspartate shuttle.